Messenger RNA from Hippocampus zosterae (dwarf seahorse), 1276 nucleotides. Its product is annotated as forkhead box protein Q1-like. Lineage: Eukaryota; Metazoa; Chordata; Actinopteri; Syngnathiformes; Syngnathidae. The record is from RefSeq and is a predicted model, not a curated record. Gene Ontology annotation, molecular function: RNA polymerase II cis-regulatory region sequence-specific DNA binding; DNA-binding transcription factor activity, RNA polymerase II-specific. Gene Ontology annotation, biological process: regulation of transcription by RNA polymerase II; anatomical structure morphogenesis; cell differentiation. The coding region runs from base 300 to 1190 and encodes 296 amino acids. The transcript has a single exon.
CCCCUCGGUGGCGUGACACGGUAGCGUCCAAGUAUUGUAAACAUGGCAUAUCACUCAAAUCCUUCCGUGCGGCGAGAUGGAGGCCCCGCCCCCUGGGCCGUCCCUUGCGGGGUUCGUGAUAUUAAUAGCAACACCGGCGCGUCUCGGGAGACAGACCUGUUUGCAGGCGCUCCAGGCACACACACACACACACACGCACGCACGCAAGCACGCAGGCAGGCGCGCGCGCGCAGACAGUCGGCCCCCGCCGCCAGGGCUCGUCUUCGCCCCACACCUGCUCAGCAAGCAGCCGGGCGACAAUGAAACUGGAAGUUUUCUCCGCGCUGCACUUCGCCCACAAGCCGCUGGAGUUGUGCGCCGGCGCCGACGCCGGGGGGGUCCCUUCUCCUCUGUCCGGAGACGAGCUGGGCUCGGACGGGGACUGCGCGGCCAACAGCCCGCCGCCCGCGGCGCCGGGCGCGGCGGAGCCCGGCAAGGGCAAGCCGUACACGCGCAGACCCAAGCCUCCCUACUCGUACAUCGCCCUCAUCGCUAUGGCCAUCCGCGAGUCGGGCAGCGGCCGCCUCACCCUGGCCGAGAUCAACGACUACCUGAUGAACAAGUUCCCCUUUUUCCGCGGCACCUACACCGGCUGGAGGAACUCGGUGCGCCACAACCUGUCCCUCAACGACUGCUUCCUCAAAGUGCUUCGCGAUUCGUCCAGACCUUGGGGCAAGGACAACUACUGGAUGCUCAACCCCCACAGCGAGUACACGUUCGCCGACGGGGUGUUCCGCCGCAGGCGGAAGCGCCUGGCCAAGAGGGCCCCCAAGGAGCGGGAGCUCGCCGACGUCACGGCGGAGGACGCCCAUCGCCUCCGGCCCGCCCCCGAGGAGAGCGCGACGACGGCGGCGGCGGUUAAGUUCCGCGGCCCCUUCGCCAUCGACAGCAUCCUGGGCAAGCCCUUCGAACGCGGGGAAGUCGAGUGCGCGAGGGCGCGCGCGCGCGGGCUUUUCUGGCCCCCGGGCCCCGGCGUGCAGCCGCCCUACGCUCUGAACUUGCCCGGGCAUGGCGGCUACCCGGCGGAAGCGGCCGGAGGGGACCCGCUCAGCCUGCACCUGCCGCGCAGACCCCCACCCGUGGACGCCCCCCGCGCGCUCCAGACGCCCCCGAAGGCGGCGAGCUUUCACAUAGACUUUCUGCUCUCGUGAGGACGACUCGCGAGCACUUUUUGGCGUGCAUGGGCGACCUCGGUUCGCGUCGCCACCCCCCCCCCUCCCACUGAGGCCAUUGCGUC